Cherax quadricarinatus is the source of this 2295-nucleotide messenger RNA. The record is from RefSeq and is a predicted model, not a curated record. NCBI's taxonomy places the organism in Eukaryota, Metazoa, Arthropoda, Malacostraca, Decapoda, Parastacidae.
ACUUGAUUUUGCUACUAACGCAUUUUCAGGCGAGAGGACAAGGUCUGUUUGCAGCGUUGUUUUUACCUAACAUCCGUUGCUCCUUGUUGGACCUAUGUAUGGGUCAGAUGCAGGACCUUCUUCUCUCUUGGUGCCUCCCUCUCCUCCAGGGCAUGGCCGCCCAAGGGCCUUACGUGGGUCCUUGGCAUCACAGCACUACCCUGAUAUAGGAAGCCUCGCUGCUGUGCACGGGCCUGCGAUUUCCAUGCGCUUGGUGCCUCCAACAACCAAUGCAAUGGGAAUGUAUACACUACGCCAGCUGCACCUGAGCCGUGCCAAGCUUAAGGCUUCAAGUCGAACUUCUGCUCUUCUCUCAGGAUUUGCAAUGGUUGCCAUGGUUGAGGUUCAGCUGACCCAUCAUUGCAGAGACAAGGAACCCCAGCAGGCUCACCUGUGUAGCAAUGUUCCUAAUGUUCUUCUGAUUGCCUUCAGCGUGUGCACAACAUUGCUGGUAGCAGUGCACUUGCUAGCUCUUAUGAUCUCUACUUGUGUACUGCCACAUAUAGAAGCUGUUGCCAAUAUGGCACAUGUUGAUUCCAUGACCAACCUGAACGGUGCCACUGCAGAUAUAUCUGAGUCGCCACACCUUACAAUGCAUAGGUACAUCGAGGCUGCUUGGAGCUUUUCAACUGUUUUGGGUAUCUUACUGUUUCUUGUGGAGAUUGGUCUUCUGAGUUGGGUGAAGUUCUUGGACUACUCCAGAAGUGCUGCAGUUGGAUCAACAAUUUUGCUGGUGCCAACUGUCCUGUUGUUCACUCUGUUUGCUCUCCAUUUUUACUGGAAGUUAGUUGCCCACAAGGUGGAAAGUGCCGAUAAGAAUCUGCAGGAGAUUGAGGCGCAGCUGAGGGUGCUGCAACAGAGAACAAGUGACAGUCACCCAAAUGGUGGAAAUUCUUCCAUUCAAAUUGUGUAAGUGCCUUGCUUUAAAGGGGUUGGGGUUGUAAUUCUUCCAGGAGAAAAAGUAAAUGGUAUUACCAACUUCUUUAUGAUCAGUAUGUGAUAUUAAGAUAUUAAUCCCCUUCAAGCACCAUUUAUUAGCGUUUUAUUUGCUGUGAGAAUAGUUGCAAUUAAUAAAUAGUUUGUCAUAGAUGCUUAUAAUGUAAAUAUGGUGCAUUGUAAAUUAUUACAUUUACGAAAUAAAAUUAAUAUGAAUGUUCAUACAUUACUUUUGUACACAAACCAUGAUAUUUGAAAUUGGAUGGUAGAACUUUAAAAAGCUGCAAAUUUGGUAAGUUUGCUUGAUUCUCAUGGGUGCUAUGACAUUAAGUUCAAUACAGUUGGUUUGAACACAUCAUGAACACAAAAAAUGUUGAGAGAAUUGGCAAAUUGACUCAUCCAUAUAUUGCAUUCUUGUUCCUGACUAUUUUGUCAGUAUUCUUGCACAUACCAGAAGGUCCGGAAUAUAAAUUUUUUAAUGCAAUAAUUAGACCAGUUUUAAAGCUUGAGUUUGAGGGAGGGCGAUUUUUUGUUUCGUUUAAAUAGAUGUGAAAGCAAAGAUACUUUUAUAUUUUACUUUAUAAAUGGAUAUAGCAUUUAUUUAUUGUGAUUUGUAGGUUCAUUUGUUUAUUUAUUAAAUUUCUGUAUGUUAUGAAGUACUCUACUAUACUUGAACUUAUUUAUCCAUAAUUUAUGAAUUGACAAAAUCCCUGAAAAAUUAAGCAAAAAUUUACAUGCAUAUUUUAUGAAUAGGAUAUAGUUUUUUUUUUAAAUUGCAAUAAUGUAGAUUUUAAUGUCUGAGAUGCAUUAUGACACUUCAGUGUCCUAAUACAUUUACUCAAAAAGAGAAGUCUUGCAAGUUGCGUUUGUUAAUAUACAGGCAGCUGUACGCUAGGCAUUGAAUUUUUUUUUUUUUUUUUUUUUUUGCUGAAUCUCAAUCUGUGAACGCUGUUGCAUUUAUUAAACAGUUUUGGGUGAAAUGCAUCGUUAUUGCAUGUCAGGAAGUUUUGGUCAUAUUUAUAUAUACAGGAUGUGCAUUUUUGUAUACUGUUCGUGUCUAAUAUUUUUCUGUGUGAAUGGGCAAUUUCCUAUGUAUUACUGGUACUUAAAAAGUUUGUUACAUCAUGGAUAUAUAUUGUUUAGUCCUGUAGAAGAUUAUCAGAUGGCCUAGAAUUUUUAUUUUUUAUUUUUCUAUACCUGAUAAAUUGUAUAGAGAAUUUUCUUUAUUAUUUUUCUAUACCUGAUAAAUUGUAUACCUUUAUCACACUGUAAUCAAGUAAUGUCUCGUUUUAUACAAAUAAAUAUUAAUAACUUCAUAAA